Molecule: messenger RNA, 315 nt
Organism: Caenorhabditis briggsae
Lineage: Eukaryota; Metazoa; Nematoda; Chromadorea; Rhabditida; Rhabditidae
Exons: 2
Coding region: 1-315 (104 amino acids)
Source: RefSeq, a predicted model, not a curated record
AUGAAAGUGCUCCUCUUCUCUUUCCUUAUUGUCACUACAGUAAUCCCCAACGUCGCUUCUAUUUCUUUUCUCGAAUCUCUAUGUCUCAAAUGCAACACCACCGUUGAAAUGCUCCUUCCACCCAAAAUUGACACAUUCUACACUCUUUCAGAUUUGACAAUCAAGAAUCUGUGCACCAAGUUGAGCCCGGAAAACCUUGAAGACACUUGUUACUCGGUAUUCAACGUCCCUCUUCGUAUUCAAUACAACAUCAUCUGGACCUUCUUGAGCCCAUUCAGAGAGCUCAUUUGCAUGCCGUUGUGUAUUUUUGAUUGA